AUGGAGCCAGAAAGCUCCUCUUCUCUGGCAACUGUGCCUUCUACCAUUGUUGAGUUUGAUAAUGAAGGGAAACUGGUUACCUCUGCCCAAGAACGGACUUCGUCAGUCGAGGAUACGGAGCCUGAGUCACCAGCUGAGCGAGUUCAGAAACUGACCUCGCCAACCGACGACGACUUGAAGCCUGAGAAACCAAUUAAGCGAGUCAAGCAAAUAGACUUCUCAGGUCUCGACAAGAAGCGCAAGCGAUCUGAAGACCUCGACGUCGACACAGGUGGCGAUACAGAAGCAGACCUCAGUGACUCGGAUUAUAGCAACUUCACUCCGAGUGUGUCCUCCUCUCCCAUCUCAAGCGAGGAGGACCCACCACCAUCACCAACCCCGAAGCGUGGGAAGAAAAAUACCCUUGACCCUUCAUUCAGGGAUCCUGUCCCUCGACGCAAGAACAACAAAAGGAGGAGGAAGGCCUCAGAAGAUACGGAAUACACUGACCAUGACAGUGAGGACGAGAUUUCUUUCGUUCCGAAGUAUGAACGCAAUCAACUCCUGGAUAUUCAUCCCAGGAGGAGAGGAAAGGCUCAACUUGAGCCAGAAAAUCUUCCUAUCAAUCCUGACUUGGGACCACAGGAACAAACACUUGCAGCUCAGCUUCAUGCUUGUUCCAAGAAGGCCUCGAUACCUCGACACUGGCAAAAGGAUUUCAUGACCUUGCCGGAGAAGUUGUUCUUUGCCGCGGAUAAUGACAAGCACGGAGAAGGCGAUUUUGUCCUUGGGGCUCACAAAAGCUCUGAGUUCUAUGCAAUCCGAGCUUUCCAGGGACUAUUGCAGGUUUGCGGCCAUGUGAGAGAUUUCUGCAAUGUCCUUCGUUCCCCGCCUGAGCCCUUCAUCAAGAAGACAAUCGAGAAGUAUCUUCGCUGGGCAGUGACCGAUGCUGGACUCGUGGUAGAACCUUGCAAUAUCCCUAUGCACGUCGUUUACACCAAAACGGAUAAAGAAGACUCGCAGGAAGCCAUCACCAAGUUCUACAAGAAACUGCAGAUCAGAGCGAAUGACUUCAAGAGAUAUGUCCUUCUCACGCCUGCCCGCGACAAAUUCUGGCCAACCCUAAUAGGCUUCUUUGUCACCGGGCCUAUUGUUUCUGUGGUCACUCUUGACACCACCCCUCAGCCUUCAGACGCCAAUCCACCGUCUGAAGACAAAAGUGCUAAGCCUCUAGGCAAAGAUAACUCUUCGGGAAUCAACCUCCUCAUGUACAUGGACCUUUCAGAUAUGAAUCGGGAUGUCUGGGGUGCCAUGUUUCUCGCAAUCCUCAUUGGACAUGUCAGGAAUACGAUGGUCAAGCUGGCUAGCAACUACAAAUCCGCGUGGGUGGCGCAAUUCCUUGAUCCAUAUGGAGAUUCUGGGUAUUUCUCAGAUCGGGACCAGUAA
Penicillium canescens is the source of this 1425-nucleotide messenger RNA. RefSeq lists its product as uncharacterized. The record is from RefSeq and is a predicted model, not a curated record. Lineage: Eukaryota; Fungi; Ascomycota; Eurotiomycetes; Eurotiales; Aspergillaceae. The coding region runs from base 1 to 1425 and encodes 474 amino acids. The transcript has 2 exons.